Molecule: messenger RNA, 475 nt
Organism: Cooperia oncophora
Lineage: Eukaryota; Metazoa; Nematoda; Chromadorea; Rhabditida; Trichostrongylidae
Source: the annotation of a GenBank genome assembly
AAAGAAAGUCAUAACUUAUACAAAAGUACAGCAGUUCUUAAAAGAACAUUUCAGUCCGUUCCCAUCGCCGUUCCCGCCUUUGUUUCCCUUUUUCAAUCCGGCUGCGCAAAACGGCACACCAGCUCCAUUUAACCUCGCCCAACUGCUUGGAAAUCAACUCGACCAGAGGCGAGAAGAAGAGCCGAACACCGAGUCCAAGGAAGAAUCCAGGCAAGAAGAUCACUUGAAAAUCCCUUCGCUAGCAAAUUUGGAACUGCCAAAGGUAGAAGUCUCGUCUAUUUCUCCUUCAGGAAGCAGUGAGGCUUCGGUCUCAACAGAGCAAAAUCAUGAACACACUGAUGCAUCAUCCAUGGGACGAUCAGUGGAAUCCGAAUCUGCCGACGAUCGCAAAGCAGCCCAGCAACAGCCUUCAGAAGCGCCUACCAUCACUGCUGUGGAACGACCGGUAUCUUUUACAUCUCUAAGUCAUUUAUAG